AUGGCCGUCUCAAAAGCUGGAGUUUUAUCCUUCAUCCUGCCGGUCUUCCUGGCAGGUUUCGUCACCCGUCCUUCGAUCAUUGAAGAUUCAGCUAAGCAGCUCGCUAAUCACGUGCAGAAUGCCAACAUUUCAGCUGAGGUUGUUUCUGAGAAAAUCAACCAAGUCGUCCACAGUUCUGGCUUCAAGUUUCUUCUUGUCUACGGACUUGCUGCCGUGCUGACUUACUUGGCAGUUCAGCUGUACAAGGCGGUGACUGAGCCCUUGGCACUCUACUGCGAUGAGACCAAAUAUACGUAUUUAGUGGACGGCCCAGCCGACGGAAAAUCGGCUGAGGAACGAGUGAGGGAUUUGAAGAGAUGUCGGAAGGUCGGAGACGUUCCCCCUGUCUACCCGAAUGGCUGGAUGUCUAUCCUGAUGUCGUCUGAAUUGAAGAAGAAGGAGCACAAAUUCGUUGCCGUUGCUGGUAAGAACUUGGUGGUAUUCCGAGGAGAAAGUGGGCGGCCCUACGUCGUUGACCCCUACUGUGCUCAUCUAGGCGCCAAUCUGGCCAUAGGUGGCUCAGUACACGGUGAAUGUAUCGAAUGUCCCUUCCAUGGCUGGAGUUACCGGGGAGAAGACGGCAAGUGCGUCCAUAUUGGAUACGCGGAAAAAGGAGGGCUUUCGUUGGUCAGGCCCACUUUACCGACGUCAGCUGGGAGCCACACCCUACCGACAAGCAUGUGGCUGUACUUCAUAGGACCCUGCUUCGCCCAUUUCCACAUGGACAGUCCCCUGCUGGGUGAGCUACAAUUGGUCUUAACCGUCACUCCUGCUGGACCCAUGCGACAGAGGAUUGUGACCACUGGGUAUACCCGGAGAGGACCCAUCUCAUUCUACAUUGGCAAGAAGGCCUUGUAUGAACAGUACUACCAGAUUUGGGGUGACCUUCCGGUGUGGGCCAACAAGAAGUACGUUCGUAACCCCCCGUUUGUGAAGGAGGAUCAUCUGAUAGCGAAACAUCGCCGAUUCUUCGCCCAGUUCUACUCUGAGAACAGCCCCAAGUACGACCCGAAAGAGGAAUCUAUGGAUUGGUAAAAUUACCGUCUAAGGUUAAAAAGAGAGUACAUGUGUAUCUCAAAGCUGUCACUUUUAAUAUUUUGGCUUGGCGAUCUACGAGUAAAGGCUUAAGACUAGAAUUUACUCUUUUUGCGCUUUCUUUUUUAAUUCAUAUGCAAAGAACAUUCAUGUAAUUGCUGUAA
Messenger RNA from Patiria miniata (bat star), 1238 nucleotides. Its product is annotated as cholesterol 7-desaturase-like. Bases 1 to 1074 code for a protein of 357 amino acids. The record is from RefSeq and is a predicted model, not a curated record. Gene Ontology annotation, molecular function: 2 iron, 2 sulfur cluster binding; chlorophyllide a oxygenase activity. Gene Ontology annotation, cellular component: chloroplast. NCBI's taxonomy places the organism in Eukaryota, Metazoa, Echinodermata, Asteroidea, Valvatida, Asterinidae. Gene Ontology annotation, biological process: chlorophyll biosynthetic process; cholesterol metabolic process. The transcript has 5 exons.